AGUUAAAAAGUCACACAACCCCCCUCGUUCACCGCUGGCUUCCGAACCACCACCCCCCGGGUUCCGCGUAGAAUAGUUUUUCUGAGCUCGCUUCCGAAACUGGAGAAACGGAAGUGUAAACCGGGGAACGCGUGCGUUUGUCUUUUUCUCGACGUGAAUCCUUCUCGUCCUUCCGCCCUCCAGCCCACAGUCUCCCGUCUGUCUGCUGCCUUCUCUCGUCUCGCCUGCGCAAAUGCGUCUACUGCAGGCACAUUCGCCUGCAGCCUGUUGUUUUGCUCCAGAGUUGUCUUUUGAAAUUCAAGUUCGGAAAACAGGUAGAGGUCACUAAAAAGUCGGAGGCGACCGCCCUCGUCUCCCCGCGAACUCUGCACUCGCCCUUCCAUAUUGCGCAGGCGACGAAACGAACUAUGAGAUACACUUAUUAUGAGUCCUCUUCACGCACGCAUACACUGUGAGUUUCUCGAGUACAAUCCUUUCUGUUCACCCUCCCUUCGGCGUUUGUCCUGCCAGUUGAAUCCAGGGCUCCAAAGGCACUGGUCAAGCUCACUAGCCGCCUCUCUGCCGAAACAAUUUGUGUUUUCACGUGAGGGGCAAAGAAUUCAAAAUACCGUGCUCUCUAGUGUUCGAGCAGCCGUCACCGUUUCCCGCCAAGAAAAACUGGAGACCUAUUUUUCAGGAAAAAGUGCGCCUGUCGGACAGGCGUCAACGCGCCGUCUUGCCCAUCGUCUCGUGACUAACUUCCGCUGUCACUGAACUUCCUGAGAAUGUGCUUUACUGUCUUCAGAGAACCGUCGUGUUUUCACCCACCGUCUUCUCCUAAACUCUGUCAGUCGUUCUCAAGAGUUUUCCACUGUCUACCCCAACUCGGUUUCCUUCUUUCUUCAUCGCAAACAGAGAGGCAAGAGAAUCGAGACUUCGUUCCUGGUUGCUUACUUAGAGAUCGAAGGAUCCGCACCAGAGGGGGCUGUCUCGACCCUCACGUUUGAAGAUAAUUGCUUUCUCUAAAAUUCCCGGAUAAACGAUAUGUCAAGAGACGUUAGAGGGCAGUGCAGACCGAAUUGUGUCUUUCGAGUCUCGCGUCCGAUUUCAUACUUUGGUUCGUCUCUCUCAAUUAGAGAGUCGGUGCCGCAGAGCCUCUCGGGGCCUAGACGCCAGCAGGGGAGCUAGAAAGCUGACUUGUCUUUCAGCGGAAAGCCGCAACAAGAGACACACAUGCUCGCUGUGAGUCGAUCCAACUCCACCUGCCGACGUUCCUUCGCCCUGCGAGACCAUUUGAAACGGAUGAAGAACUAGCUGUGCGGACCUUGCGCGAGGAGACGGUAAAGACCGUUUUCCUGCGCGGGUUGCGGAAACCAGGCGUUGGGCGGCGAUGCAGGUUGCGGCGUACGUACACCCGAGUAGCCCCGGCGUCGUUCGCGCACCGACCUGUCGCAGAGGGGCGCGCAUGCGGACUUUCAGGCGCUCCCUUGCUCUUUCCUUCGGUUGCUCGCCAUGAAACGCAGCACGAGUGGGGAGGAUCCUCUCGCCUUUUUGGCGGGGCGGAAAAAGCGGAACCAGAACCAGUCUUCUUCCCUCUUCUUUCAGGACAGCCGACGCGGGAGUGUCUCUUCGCAGCGAGCUACAGGCGGAGCGUUCCAGCCGACCCCCCGAAGCUCGCAUGACCGCGGCUUUUCUCGUCAUACCGCUGGCUCUAGAAGCGACACACCGCGCGCCUCUUCCUCGCAGCCAGAUUCUUCUCAGUCUUCUCAGUCUUCUUCGUCGCAAUCACAGUCUAGUCACCGGCGGGGCAGCGUGAGCCGGUCCGCCGGCCGCCCCGGCGCCGGCGCGUCCUUUGGACUCCAGCGGCGGCGCCGACGUCCGAGCGAGGACGGAGACAGUGCGCCGAGCAGCCAAAGCUCCAGCGGGGCCUCGCACUUGCCCUCUUCCCUCUCGGGGCUGGGAGGCUCUGCCUUCUCUCAGUCUUCGGGUGUGCACUCCGACGCUGCGACUCCGCAGCGCGGACGCGAGGAGACAGACAGGAGCAGUCGGGCGCGGCACGAGUUUAGGUCCGUUGCGAGCAGUGGGAGCGUGAGAGGAGACAGGGACGGAACUGUCUCCUCCCACGACAAAGCCAGGGGUGGAAGAGACACUCCCCCCGCAACGCCUGUAGACGUCGUUCUCGAGGAGGCGCGCGCACCGGAACGAUCGAUAGACGACUGCUUUCCUGUCCUCGUCGAGCUGCCUGCAAGAGGGGCUGCUCAUCUUUGCAAUCUCGGCUUCCACUUGCUCGCUGAUGACCAGCUUCAACGCCAUCUCGACUCAGUCCUGGAAUGGGAGCUGGAGCAGUCGCAGCGAGUGCCGACCGGCGUGACGAAUGGAAUCCACCAGGCUUCCUUCGAUCGUCUUCGAGGUGUGCUGCGCCUCCUCUGUUCCUACGAGGGCAGCUCGUACAAGUCUCCGCUUCCCCUCUCUCAGGAGGAGGACCGCGACAACAGAGAGGGCUGCGGCUUCCUCGUGCUCCCGCGGAAAAACGGAGGCGAACGCGCGGUCUUCGUCGGCCACCAGGAACUGCGUGGCGCCACUCUCGUUCGAAAGGAGACGGCCGCUGGCCUCAUCGAGAAAAUUAUUCAAGGUGGACGUUUCGGCGACCGCUCCCAAGAGUCUUCCCUUGACCUCGAAGUCUGGCCGCUGAGAAGGUCCACGGAGUUCUUGGCGAGACGACGGAGCGCGUUCGGCAGCGCCUUGGAUUCUCUGCUCAUGUUUAGGGCGUCUUCGCUCUGCGUCAUUCCUUGUCAGUUGAUUAUGCCGCUUCCUUCCCUCGACUUGCAAGCAGUAGAGGGCUUUGAGUUGGAGGAAGUGGCGCCCGGCCAACUUCUUCUCCUCCCUGCUUGGUGCGCGCAAGUGCUCUACCGCCGCAGACUCGCCGAUGUGUAUCUUCCGAGAUUCUUGACUGCUGAGCAACUGAAACAAACGCUUUCCCGGGAGGAAAAAAUGAAGGAAGAGCUGUCUGACCUGCCCGAGAGUUUCUUCGACAUCGCCAACUUGAUUCUUUUCAACCCUCUGCUUCAACCCCGGGGCGCAGAGUUCGACGGCGAAAAGGAGAGAGGCUUGGUGUUGCAAAUUUGGGAUCGCCGCCAAACCAAAAUUUCUCAAAUCAUCUCCCGACACCGAGCGAGCGACGACAGAAUCGCCGUCACCAACAUACAACCCUCAGAAACGUUCCUUCUGUCCCACGUCCGCUUCGAAGCCGAAGACGAAGUCUUAGGUGCCUAAGAAGCCAAACAGUUUUCCACGUCUGUUGAUACAGUGCGGGGAUGCAAGACGCAUCUGCCGCUUUCGCUGGGUCGUCAGCCCUAAAGUCUUGCUUUGAAACCCCCAUUCUUUGCACUUGAGAACCUUUGUGAAAACCGGCGCUACAGCUCCUUCGGUGCUCGUCGCUCUGCUGGUCUACCUAGUGUCACAGCUUGUUUCAGUUCGAUAGGAUUUGAAGCAGUGUCUUACUGCUCUGGUCUUUGAGGGGGGACCGUUCUGCUCAGCCAUCAAUUUCUCCGUCUUCUCGCGCUUGUGGGGACGUUCUAGCUUUUUCGGCUUCGUGUGUCGUCACAAGGCAAGGCUCUAUUUGCACAAUGAAGUUCGUCGGGAAAACGGGAAAAAUCGACAUGCAGAUGAAAAGCUC
This is a messenger RNA of Toxoplasma gondii ME49, 3655 nucleotides long. RefSeq lists its product as hypothetical. The transcript is spliced from 8 exons. The coding region runs from base 1492 to 3252 and encodes 586 amino acids. Gene Ontology annotation, cellular component: GINS complex; nucleus. The record is from RefSeq and is a predicted model, not a curated record. Lineage: Eukaryota; Apicomplexa; Conoidasida; Eucoccidiorida; Sarcocystidae. Gene Ontology annotation, biological process: double-strand break repair via break-induced replication; DNA replication.